UUUCCUUUUUUUUAUUUUUUCGCUGGAAAAAGUCCAAUUUCCCCUAUUUCUGUGCGCCUCCUCUCUCUCUCUGAAGCUCCUUUCCAUAAACCCUAAACCCUACCUCAAUCGCCCCAGACCCAGAAGAAAGAAGAAAGUAAAUUCGGAAGCAGCUAUCGCAGACUCUCGUUUCAAUGGCGACCGCCGUCCUUCUCAGAUCUCUCCGUCGCCGUGAAUUUUCUUCCGCCCCUAUUUCUGCUUUCAAAACUUUGAACGGAAACGCCAAGCCAUCAUGGGCUUUGGGCAACAAGUGGGCAGGUCUUGCAAGGCCUUUCAGCACAAAACCAGCUGGAAAUGAAGUAAUUGGUAUUGACUUGGGUACUACAAACUCCUGUGUUGCUGUCAUGGAGGGCAAGAAUCCAAAAGUUAUUGAGAACUCUGAGGGUGCUCGGACGACUCCAUCAGUAGUCGCAUUCAGUCAAAAAGGAGAGCUUUUGGUCGGUACUCCAGCAAAGCGACAAGCUGUCACAAAUCCAACCAACACAGUCUUUGGAACAAAACGCUUAAUUGGUAGACGCUUUGAUGACCCCCAGACGCAGAAGGAAAUGAAGAUGGUCCCCUACAAGAUUGUUAGAGCUCCGAAUGGGGAUGCAUGGGUUGAAGCCAAUGGACAGCAGUACUCCCCAAGUCAAAUUGGUGCUUUUAUUUUGACAAAGAUGAAGGAAACUGCGGAGGCCUAUCUUGGGAAAUCCGUGAACAAGGCUGUGAUUACCGUCCCUGCUUAUUUUAAUGAUGCUCAGAGGCAAGCCACCAAAGAUGCUGGAAGAAUAUCAGGCCUUGAUGUACAAAGAAUUAUUAAUGAGCCUACUGCAGCUGCCCUUUCCUAUGGUCUGAACAACAAAGAAGGCCUUGUUGCUGUCUUUGACCUUGGAGGUGGAACUUUUGAUAUAUCUAUUUUGGAGAUAUCAAAUGGUGUCUUUGAGGUGAAAGCAACAAAUGGUGACACAUUUCUGGGAGGAGAGGACUUUGACAAUGCUUUGUUGGAAUUUUUGGUGAGUGAAUUCAAGCGAACGGAGGGAAUUGAUCUGUCCAAGGACAGGCUAGCUCUGCAGAGACUCCGAGAGGCAGCUGAGAAAGCAAAGAUAGAGCUUUCAUCAACAUCCCAGACUGAGAUUAACUUGCCAUUUAUUACCGCUGAUGCAUCUGGUGCUAAACAUCUUAAUAUAACGUUGACUAGAUCCAAGUUUGAGACUCUGGUGAACCAUUUAAUUGAGAGGACUAAGGCCCCUUGCAAGAGUUGUCUGAAGGAUGCUGGCAUAUCUACCAAAGAGGUCGAUGAGGUGCUCCUUGUUGGAGGGAUGACCCGUGUUCCAAAGGUUCAGGAAGUGGUUUCUGAGAUCUUUGGCAAGUCCCCAAGCAAGGGGGUGAAUCCGGAUGAGGCAGUUGCAAUGGGAGCUGCUAUACAGGGAGGCAUUCUCCGUGGUGAUGUCAAAGAGUUGCUUCUCCUUGAUGUCACUCCACUUUCGCUUGGUAUUGAGACUCUGGGAGGUAUCUUUACCAGAUUGAUAAAUAGAAAUACCACAAUUCCAACAAAGAAAAGUCAGACAUUCUCGACAGCUGCUGACAACCAGACCCAAGUUGGCAUCAAAGUACUGCAAGGAGAGCGAGAAAUGGCUUCAGAUAACAAGCUCCUUGGUGAGUUUGAGCUUGUGGGUAUCCCUCCAGCUCCUAGGGGCAUGCCUCAAAUAGAAGUCACAUUUGAUAUUGAUGCAAAUGGAAUUGUUACUGUAUCUGCAAAAGACAAGACCACUGGUAAAGAGCAGCAGAUCACCAUACGGUCAUCAGGCGGUUUAUCAGAAGAUGAAAUCGAAAAGAUGGUGAAGGAGGCUGAGUUGCAUGCCCAGAAGGAUCAAGAGAGGAAGACAUUGAUAGAUCUCAGAAAUAAUGCGGACACCACAAUCUACAGUAUUGAGAAGAGCUUGAAUGAAUACAAGGACAAAAUUCCAAGCGAAGUUGCAUCAGAAAUCGAAUCUGCUGUUGCAGAUUUGAGAAGUGCAAUGUCCACGGAGAACAUCGAUGACAUCAAGGCCAAGCUUGACGCAGCAAACAAAGCUGUGUCAAAGAUUGGACAGCACAUGUCUGGCAGUUCCGGUGGUGGUUCCUCUGGGGGUUCUCAGGGUGCGGACCAGGCACCUGAGGCAGAGUAUGAGGAGGUAAAGAAGUAGAUGAUUGGGAUCAAGAGCUGUCAGCCAAAUUUCAUUUGAUUCAGUUGAGCUACAAAGUUUUCUUGGCGGUCUUGUAUUUAAAUUACCAUAGCUUGGUUGUAUUAGAAGCUUUUCUAUAUUAGAUACUUUUUGAAGGUGGCGCAUAGUGGUAGAUCUUCUGGUGGAAUUGAUUGAUCCAUAAAGCUUUAACUGCUUUAAUAAAUUUCAUCUGGUGUCCAGAAACUGUACUUGUGCUUUUUCUUUGGAAUAGUUCUCAGUAGAUUGCAAAAGCUUGAGUAUUGUUA
Molecule: messenger RNA, 2488 nt
Organism: Sesamum indicum (sesame)
Lineage: Eukaryota; Viridiplantae; Streptophyta; Magnoliopsida; Lamiales; Pedaliaceae
Product: heat shock 70 kDa protein, mitochondrial
Biological process (GO): protein folding
Molecular function (GO): ATP-dependent protein folding chaperone; ATP binding
Source: RefSeq, a predicted model, not a curated record